This is a messenger RNA of Loxodonta africana (African savanna elephant), 4039 nucleotides long. It is a transcript of the gene WWC1, whose product is annotated as WW and C2 domain containing 1. Lineage: Eukaryota; Metazoa; Chordata; Mammalia; Proboscidea; Elephantidae. Gene Ontology annotation, cellular component: cytoplasm. Gene Ontology annotation, molecular function: kinase binding; molecular adaptor activity. The transcript is spliced from 21 exons. The record is from RefSeq and is a predicted model, not a curated record. The coding region runs from base 54 to 3134 and encodes 1026 amino acids. Gene Ontology annotation, biological process: cell migration; regulation of DNA-templated transcription; regulation of hippo signaling.
AAACCACUCAGAUUGAGGAUCCUCGGGUACAGUGGCGGCGGGAGCAGGAGCACAUGCUGAAGGAUUACCUGGUGGUGGCCCAGGAGGCCCUGAGUGCACAAAAGGAAAUCUACCAGGUGAAGCAGCAACGCCUGGAGCUUGCACAGCAGGAGUAUCAGCAGCUGCAUGCCGUCUGGGAGCACAAGCUGGGCUCCCAGGUCAGCUUGGUUUCUGGUUCGUCAUCCAGUUCUAAAUAUGACCCUGAGAUCCUGAAAGCUGAAAUUGCCACUGCAAAAUCCCGGGUCAACAAGCUGAAGAGAGAGAUGGUUCACCUUCAGCAGGAGCUACAGUUCAAGGAGCGUGGUUUUCAGACCCUGCAGAAAAUCGAUAAGAAAAUGUCUGAUGCUCAGGGCAGCUACAAACUGGAUGAAGCUCAGGCUGUCUUGAAAGAAACAAAAGCCAUCAAAAAGGCCAUCACCUGUGGAGAAAAAGAAAAGCAAGAUCUCAUUAAGAGCCUCGCCAUGCUGAAGGAUGGCUUCCAUACUGACAGAGGGUCCCACUCAGACCUGUGGUCCAGCAGCAGCUCCCUGGAGAGUUCUGGCUUCCCACUGCCGAAACAGUACCUGGACGUGAGCUCCCAGACAGACAUCUCAGGAAAUUUCGGCACCAGCAGCAACAAUCAGUUGGCAGAGAAGGUCAGAUUGCGCCUUCGAUAUGAAGAGGCCAAGAGAAGGAUUGCCAACCUGAAGAUACAGUUGGCCAAGCUCGACAGUGAGGCCUGGCCUGGAGUGUUGGACUCCGAGAGGGACCGGCUGAUCCUCAUCAAUGAGAAGGAGGAGCUGCUGAAGGAGAUGCGCUUCAUCAGCCCCCGGAAGUGGACGCAGGGGGAGGUGGAAAAGCUGGAGAUGGCCCGGAAACGGCUAGAGAAAGACCUGCAGGCAGCCCGGGACACCCAGAGCAAGGCGCUGACGGAGAGGUUAAAGUUGAACGGUAAGAGGAACCAGCUGGUGAGAGAACUGGAGGAAGCCACUCGGCAGGUAGCAACUCUGCACUCUCAGCUGAAAAGCCUCUCCAGCAGCAUGCAGUCCCUGUCCUCAGGCAGCAGCCCUGGCUCCCUCACAUCCAGCCGGGGCUCCCUGGCUGCCUCCAGCCUGGACUCCUCCACCUCAGCCAGCUUCACCGACCUCUACUACGACCCCUUUGAGCAGUUGGACUCGGAGCUGCAGAGCAAGGUGGAGCUCCUGCUCCUGGAGGGGGCCACGGGCUUCCGGCCCUCAGGCUGCAUCACCACCAUCCAUGAGGACGAGGUGGCCAAGACCCAGAAGGCAGAGGCGGGUGGCCGCCUGCAGGCCCUGCGCUCCCUGUCUGGCACCCCGAAGUCCAUGACCUCCCUGUCUCCCCGCUCCUCCCUGUCCUCCCCAUCCCCGCCUUGCUCCCCUCUAAUCUCUGACCCCCUCCUGGCUGGAGACGCCUUCCUGAGCCCGCUGGACUUUGAAGACGCAGAGCUGAGUGCCACUCUUUGCGAACUGAGCCUUGACAGUGGCACCGGGGAGAGGUACCGGCUGGAGGAGCCAGGAGCGGAUGGCAAACGGUUGGGCCAAGCUGUGAAUGUAGCCCAAGGGUGUGGCCUCAAAGUGGCCUGUGUCUCGGCUGCAGUGUCAGACGAGUCUGUGGCUGGUGACAGUGGUGUUUAUGAGGCUUCCGUGCAGAGAUUGGGUGCUCCAGAAGCGGCUGUUUGCGACAGUGAUGAAUCAGAGGCAGUGGGUGCAAGCCGAGUUCAGAUUGCCCUGAAGUAUGAUGAGAAGAAUAAGCAAUUUGCAAUAUUAAUCAUCCAACUGAGUAACCUUUCUGCCCUGUUGCUGCAACAAGACCAGAAAGUGAACGUUCGCGUGGCUAUCCUUCCUUGCUCUGAAAGCACAACCUGCCUGUUCCGGACCCGGCCCCUGGACGCCUCAGACUCCCUCGUGUUCAAUGAGGUAUUCUGGGUGUCUGUGUCCUACCCAGCCCUUCACCAGAAGACCUUAAGAGUCGAUGUCUGUACCACUGACAGGAGCCAUCUGGAGGAGUGCCUGGGAGGCGCCCAGAUCAGCCUGGCUGAGGUCUGCCGGUCUGGGGAGAGGUCAACUCGCUGGUACAACCUCCUGAGCUACAAAUACUUGAAGAAACAAAACAGAGAGCCUAAACCAGUGGGAGCUACUAGACCUUCCCCGGGACCUGAAAACACGGAUGCUGUAUCUGCUCUGUUGGCACAGACAGCAGUGGAGCUGGAAAAGAGACAGGAGGAAAGGAGCAGCACGCGGACCCUGGAAGACAGCUGGAGGUAUGAUGAGGAGACCAGUGAGAAUGAGGCAGAGGAGGAUGAGGGGGAUGAAGACGAAGAUGUGUUUACUGAGAAGGCUUCCCUGGAUGUGGACGAGUGCCCAGCAGCAUUAAAGGUGGACAAAGAGACCAACACAGAGACUCCAGUCCCAUCCCCCACUGUGGUGCGGCCCAAGGACCGGCGGGUGGGCACCCCAUCCACAGGGCCAUUUCUUCGAGGGAGCACCAUCAUCCGCUCUAAGACUUUCUCCCCUGGACCCCAGAGCCAGUAUGUGUGCCGGCUGAAUCGGAGCGAUAGUGACAGCUCGACUCUGUCCAAAAAGCCCCCUUUCGUUCGUAACUCUCUCGAGCGGCGCAGCGUCCGAAUGAAGCGGGCCUCUUGUAACGGGCCAGUGUUGUUACCACCCUCACAGCCUUCAUCCAUCAAAUCUCUGCGCACUGAGCGCCUGAUCCGCACCUCACUGGACCUCGAGCUGGACCUGCAGGCGACGAGGACCUGGCACAGCCAGCUGACUCAGGAGAUCUCGGUGCUGAAGGAGCUCAAGAAGCAGCUUGAACAAGCCAAGAGCCACGGGGAGAAGGAGCUGCCUCAGUGGUUACGUGAGGACGAGCGCUUCCGGCUGCUGCUAAGGAUGCUGGAAAAGCGGAUGGACCGAGCCGAGCACAAGGGUGAGUUGCAGACAGACAAGAUGAUGAGGGCAGCUGCCAAGGACGUCCACAGGCUUCGAGGCCAAAGCUGUAAGGAGCCCCCAGAAGUGCAGUCUUUCAGGGAGAAGAUGGCAUUUUUCACCCGGCCACGAAUGAAUAUCCCAACCCUCUCUGCAGAUGACGUCUAAUCACCAGAAAAGUAUUUCUUUUGUUCCACUGACCACGCUGUGAACACUUUGACUGUGGCUAAAGUUAUUUAUGUGGUGUUAUAUGAAGGUGUUGAGUCACGCGUCCUCUAGCGCUCUUGUUGGUUUGAAGACGAACAGAUUUUUUUAGUUUGGGUCCUCUUGUUAUUAUUAAAAAACAAAAACAAAACAAACAAAAAAAAAAAAACCAGCAUUAAAAUGUCCAGAUUGUAUAGUUUGUAUAUUUAGGAAUGUAUUUUUGGGAAAGAAAACUUAAAUGAACUAAAGCAGUGUUAAGUUGCUGCUCUUCUUAAAAUUGUUUAGUUUUUUUUUUGUUUGUUUGUUUGUUUGUUUUUUUGUACAGCUCUAUCUUUUAGAGAUUUUACUGCAAUAAGUAUGCGUGGGGGAUGCUAAUCCUAACAGGACGUCCUGCAGCUAUCACAGCACAGCUGACCUUUCCUAGUUAACAUAUUUUGUACAAUAUUAUUAAAAAAAAAAAAAAAAAUGUGCAGGAACCAUUUGGAGGAUUCCAAGGUGCACCCAUGAAUUUUUAUGAGCUGUGAUGUGUUUGUACUUGGCCGCCUGACUCGGAGCAGGCAGGGCAGAGCUGGCUGAGCACCUCACACCUGUGUUGGCGACAGGCCUGCCCACUCUGGCCCCAAAUGCCCAGUGAAGCCACUGAAGUGAGGGGAGGGCUGUGGAGAACUCCAUGCAGUUUUAUCUUCAUCAAUAAAGUGGCCUUUCUGAAAGAAUUUCUCUCUCUCUUUUCUGUCCCCAUCCCUUACCUCAUCUGUGUUUUCUAAUGUUUUUGUAACUGAAUGAGUGUUCUCACCCUGUCCUAUGAGCCCAUCGAAAUAAGACAGAUGCCACACGAGCAGUUUUAAGGGAAACAGAAAGUGGAAAUUUAU